Molecule: messenger RNA, 585 nt
Organism: Cryphonectria parasitica EP155
Lineage: Eukaryota; Fungi; Ascomycota; Sordariomycetes; Diaporthales; Cryphonectriaceae
Product: HET-domain-containing protein
Exons: 2
Source: RefSeq, a predicted model, not a curated record
AUGCCAUGCGAUUCAUGGUAUGCGCCUUCUACGAAGCCGGAUCAUGACCCCUUUCUGUUGUUCCCGCAAUAUCAGUAUAGACCACUUCCGGAUGGCGACUAUAUUCGAGUCUUGAUUCUAGAGCCGGGUUGCGGCAACGAGCCACUCGUCUGCAGCUUGAAGGCGACCGACCUAUCAGAUACCGAAACCCGCAUCGAGUACGAAGCAGUCUCCUACGCCUGGGGCUCCGGUACGAAGGACCAGGCCCUUCUUGUCAACAAUAGCCUUUGUAUCAUCACACGAAACCUCAGAAGAGCUCUGGAGCAGACUCGAUAUACGGAUAAGCAGCGCAGGUUAUGGGCCGACUCCAUCUGCAUCAAUCAACAUGACCUUGCCGAGAAGGGCCAUCAAGUCGGCCUCAUGGCACGAAUUUAUUCCGAGUCGAGCUGCGCAUUGAUAUGCAUGGGCUCAGCCGUUGCACAUCGAGCCGCCGCUAUUGAACUGUCUGGCUUAGUCUCCGAUGUCAAUCAUAUGAUAUGGAAAUCAGUCGGCCGGCUCCUUAGCCUUCCUUGGUUCAGAAGAGGAUGGGUUGUUCAAGAAGCUGCA